AGGGACCCUCCACUCCUGAGUCCUGGCCCACCCAGGAGGACGCUUCGCCAGUGCUACUGUGCCACGAGGACCCGUGUCUGAAAUGAGAGCCAUGCCCUGGAGCUGGACUUGCCUGCUGUCCCAUCUCCUGAUGGUGGGGAUGGGCUCCUCCACUCUGCUGCCCCGGCAGCCACCCCCGCCAUCCCAGAAGCGGUCUUUUGUGACAUUUCGCGGGGAGCCAGCGGAGGGCUUCAACCACCUGGUGGUGGACAGGAGGACAGGGCACAUUUACCUGGGGGCCGUUAACCGGAUCUACAAGCUCUCCAGCGACCUGAAGGUCUUGGUGACCCACCAGACAGGGCCGGACGAGGACAACCCCAAUUGUUACCCGCCCCGCAUCGUCCAGACGUGCAAUGAGCCGCUGACCACCACCAACAAUGUGAACAAGAUGCUCCUGAUAGACUACAAGGAGAACAGGCUGAUUGCGUGCGGGAGCCUGUAUCAAGGCAUCUGUAAGCUCCUGCGGCUGGAGGACCUCUUCAAGCUGGGGGAGCCGUUCCACAAGAAGGAGCACUACCUGUCGGGGGUCAACGAGAGCGGCUCUGUCUUUGGCGUGAUCGUCUCCUACAGCAACCUGGACGACAAGCUCUUCAUCGCCACGGCAGUGGACGGGAAGCCAGAGUAUUUCCCCACCAUCUCCAGCCGGAAGUUGACUAAGAACUCAGAAGCGGACGGCAUGUUCGCGUAUGUCUUCCACGAUGAGUUUGUGGCCUCCAUGAUUAAGAUCCCUUCAGAUACCUUCACUGUCAUCCCGGACUUCGACAUCUACUACGUCUAUGGCUUCAGCAGUGGCAACUUUGUCUACUUUUUGACCCUUCAGCCUGAGAUGGUGUCUCCCCCGGGCUCCACCACGAAGGAGCAGGUUUAUACAUCCAAGCUCGUGAGGCUCUGCAAGGAGGACACCGCCUUCAACUCCUACGUGGAGGUGCCCAUCGGCUGUGAGCGCAGCGGCGUGGAGUACCGCUUGCUUCAGGCUGCCUACCUGUCCAAAGCCGGCGCCGUGCUCGCCCAGACCCUCGGAGUCCGUCCAGAGGACGACCUCCUCUUCACUGUCUUCUCCAAGGGCCAGAAGAGGAAGAUGAAAUCCCUGGAUGAGUCGGCCCUCUGCAUCUUCAUCUUGAAGCAGAUCAAUGACCGCAUUAAGGACCGGCUCCAGUCCUGCUACCGGGGCGAGGGCACGCUGGACCUGGCCUGGCUCAAGGUGAAGGACAUCCCCUGCAGCAGCGCGCUCUUAACUAUUGAUGAUAACUUCUGUGGCCUGGAUAUGAAUGCACCCCUGGGCGUGUCCGAGAUGGUCCGUGGCAUCCCUGUCUUCACGGAGGACAGGGACCGCAUGACUUCUGUCAUUGCAUAUGUCUACAAGAACCACUCCCUGGCCUUCGUGGGCACCAAAAGUGGCAAGCUCAAAAAGAUCCGGGUGGAUGGACCCAGGGGCAACGCCCUCCAGUAUGAGACGGUGCAGGUGGUGGAGCCGGGCCCUGUGCUCCGGGAUAUGGCCUUCUCCAAGGACCACGAGCAACUCUACAUCAUGUCAGAAAGGCAGCUCACCAGAGUGCCCGUGGAGUCCUGUGGUCAGUAUCGGAGCUGCAGUGAGUGCCUUGGCUCGGGUGACCCCCACUGCGGCUGGUGUGUGCUCCACAACACAUGUACCCGGAAGGAGCGCUGUGAGCGGUCCCGAGAACCCCACAGGUUUGCCUCUGAGAUGAAGCAGUGUGUCCGGCUGACUGUCCAUCCCAGCAACAUCUCUGUGUCUCAGUACAAUGUCCUGCUGGUCCUAGAGACGUACAAUGUCCCGGAGCUGUCAGCUGGUGUCAACUGCACGUUUGAGGACCUGUCAGAGAUGGAUGGGCUGGUGGUAGGCAAUCAGAUCCAGUGCUACUCCCCGGCGGCCAAGGAGGUGCCCCGGAUAAUCACGGAGAAUGGGGACCACCAUGUCGUCCAGUUGCAGCUCAAGUCAAAGGAGACAGGCAUGACCUUUGCCAGCACCAGCUUUGUCUUCUACAACUGCAGCGUCCACAAUUCGUGCCUGUCUUGUGUGGAGAGCCCAUUCCGCUGCCACUGGUGUAAAUACCGACACGUCUGCACCCACGACCCCAAGACUUGCUCCUUCCAGGAAGGCCGAGUGAAGCUGCCUGAGGACUGCCCCCAGCUGCUGCGAGUGGACAAGAUCCUGGUGCCCGUGGAGGUGAUCAAGCCCAUCACGCUGAAGGCCAAGAACCUGCCACAGCCGCAGUCCGGGCAGCGCGGGUAUGAGUGCGUCCUCAACAUCCAAGGCAGCGAGCAGAGGGUGCCCGCCCUGCGCUUCAACAGCUCCAGCGUGCAGUGCCAGAACACCUCUUAUUCCUACGAAGGGAUGGAGAUCAACAACCUGCCCGUGGAGCUGACGGUUGUGUGGAACGGACACUUCAACAUCGACAACCCUGCUCAGAACCGAGUUCACCUCUAUAAGUGCGGAGCCAUGCGCGAGAGCUGCGGCCUGUGCCUCAAGGCGGACCCUGACUUCGAGUGCGGCUGGUGCCAGGUCCAGGGCCAGUGCACCCUGCGGCAGCACUGCCCCAUCCACGAGAGCCAGUGGCUGGAGCUAGCGGGCCCCAACAGCAAGUGUACGAACCCCCGAAUCACAGAGAUAAUCCCUGUGACGGGCCCCCGGGAAGGGGGCACCAAGGUCACCAUCCGAGGAGAGAACCUGGGCCUGGAAUUCCGGGACAUCGCCUCCCACGUCAAGGUGGCCGGCGUGGAGUGCAGCCCCUUGGUGGAUGGGGGUCUGUCCUCUCCUCCCUGCAGGAUCGUGUGUGAGAUGGGGGAGGCCAAGCCCAGCCAGCAUGCCGGCUUCGUGGAAAUCUGUGUGGCCGUGUGUCGGCCUGAGUUCAUGGCCCGGUCCUCUCAGCUCUACUACUUCAUGACGCUGACUCUCUCAGACCUGAAGCCCAGCCAGGGGCCCAGGUCCGGAGGCACCCAGGUGACCAUCACGGGCACCAACCUGAACGCGGGCAGCAAUGUGGUGGUGCUGUUCGGGAAGCAGCCGUGCCUCUUCCACAGGCGCUCUUCGUCCUACAUCGUCUGCAACACCACAUCCUCGGAGGAGGUGCUGGCGAUGGAAGUGAUGGUGCAGGUGGACAGGGCCAAGAUCCACCAGGACCUGGUCUUCCAGUACAUGGAGGACCCCACCAUCGUGCGGAUUGAGCCGGAGUGGAGCAUCGUCAGUGGGAACACACCCAUCACCGUGUGGGGGACUCACCUGAACCUCAUCCAGAACCCCCAGAUCCGUGCCAAGCACGGAGGGAAGGAGCACAUCAAUCUCUGUGAGGUUCUGAACGCCACCGAGAUGACCUGCCAGGCUCCGGCCCUCGCUCUGGGGCCGGACCACCAGUCUGACCUCACCGAGCGGCCUGAGGAGUUCGGCUUCAUCCUGGACAACGUCCAGUCCCUGCUCAUCCUCAACAAGACCAACUUCACCUACUAUCCCAAUCCUGUCUUCGAGGCCUUUGGUCCCUCGGGAAUCCUGGAGCUCAAGCCUGGCACCCCCAUCAUCCUGAAGGGCAAGAACCUGAUCCCCCCAGUAGCUGGGGGCAACGUGAAGCUGAACUAUACCGUGCUGGUCGGGGAGAAGCCGUGUGCCGUGACGGUGUCUGACGUGCAGCUGCUCUGCGAGUCGCCCAACCUCAUCGGCAGGCACAAAGUGAUGGCCCGCGUUGGCGGCAUGGAGUACUCCCCGGGGAUGGUGUACAUCGCCCCGGACAGCCCGCUCAGUUUGCCCGCCAUCGUCAGCAUCGCCGUGGCGGGUGGCCUCCUCAUCAUCUUCAUCGUGGCCGUGCUCAUCGCCUACAAACGCAAGUCCCGCGAAAGCGACCUCACGCUGAAGCGGCUGCAGAUGCAAAUGGACAACCUGGAGUCCCGCGUGGCCCUGGAGUGCAAAGAAGCCUUUGCUGAGCUGCAGACAGACAUCCAUGAGUUGACCAGUGACCUGGAUGGAGCUGGGAUUCCCUUCCUGGACUAUAGAACCUACACCAUGCGGGUGCUGUUCCCGGGAAUUGAAGACCAUCCUGUCCUCCGGGACCUUGAGGUACCCGGCUACCGGCAGGAGCGCGUGGAGAAAGGCCUGAAGCUCUUUGCCCAGCUCAUCAACAACAAGGUGUUCCUGCUGUCCUUCAUCCGCACGCUCGAGUCUCAGCGCAGCUUCUCCAUGCGCGACCGCGGCAACGUGGCCUCGCUCAUCAUGACGGUGCUGCAGAGCAAGCUGGAGUACGCCACCGACGUGCUGAAGCAGCUGCUGGCUGACCUCAUCGACAAGAACCUGGAGAGCAAGAACCACCCCAAGCUGCUGCUUCGGAGGACUGAGUCAGUGGCCGAGAAGAUGUUGACCAAUUGGUUCACCUUCCUGCUCUACAAGUUCCUCAAGGAGUGUGCCGGGGAACCCCUCUUCUCGCUCUUCUGCGCCAUCAAACAGCAGAUGGAGAAGGGGCCCAUCGAUGCCAUCACGGGUGAGGCCCGCUACUCCCUGAGUGAGGACAAGCUCAUCCGCCAGCAGAUCGACUACAAAACCCUGGUCCUGAGCUGUGUCAACCCAGACAACGCCAACAGCCCUGAGGUCCCAGUGAAGAUCCUCAACUGUGACACCAUCACUCAGGUCAAGGAGAAGAUUCUGGAUGCCAUCUUCAAAAACGUGCCCUGCUCCCACCGGCCCAAGGCUGCAGAUAUGGACCUGGAGUGGCGACAAGGAAGCGGGGUGCGGAUGAUCCUGCAGGACGAAGACAUCACCACCAAAAUCGAGAACGACUGGAAGAGACUGAACACGCUGGCCCAUUACCAGGUGCCUGAUGGUUCUGUGGUGGCCCUAGUGUCCAAGCAGGUGACAGCCUACAACGCAGUGAACAACUCCACUGUCUCCAGGACCUCGGCGAGCAAAUACGAGAACAUGAUCCGGUACACGGGCAGUCCCGACAGCCUCCGCUCGCGCACGCCCAUGAUCACCCCCGACCUGGAGAGUGGAGUCAAGAUGUGGCACCUGGUGAAGAACCAUGAGCACGGGGACCAGAAGGAGGGGGACCGGGGGAGCAAGAUGGUGUCCGAGAUCUAUCUCACCCGACUACUGGCCACUAAGGGCACGCUGCAGAAGUUCGUGGACGACCUCUUUGAGACCAUCUUCAGCACCGCGCACCGUGGCUCUGCCCUGCCCUUGGCCAUCAAGUACAUGUUCGACUUCCUGGAUGAGCAGGCUGAUAAGCAUGGCAUUCACGACCCGCACGUCCGCCACACCUGGAAGAGCAACUGUCUGCCUCUGCGCUUUUGGGUCAACAUGAUCAAGAACCCCCAGUUUGUGUUUGACAUCCAUAAGAACAGCAUCACGGACGCCUGCCUCUCCGUGGUGGCCCAGACCUUCAUGGACUCUUGCUCCACGUCGGAGCACCGGCUGGGCAAGGACUCGCCCUCCAACAAGCUGCUCUACGCCAAGGACAUCCCCAGCUACAAGAACUGGGUGGAGAGGUAUUAUUCGGACAUCGGGAAGAUGCCGGCCAUCAGCGACCAGGACAUGAAUGCAUACCUGGCCGAGCAGUCCCGGAUGCACAUGAAUGAGUUCAACACCAUGAGUGCGCUCUCGGAGAUCUUCUCCUACGUGAGCAAGUACAGCGAGGAGAUCCUUGGACCUCUGGACCACGAUGACCAAUGUGGGAAGCAGAAACUGGCCUACAAACUAGAACAAGUCAUAACCCUCAUGAGCUUAGACAGCUGAGAACCGUCCUUCCAGGGCCCCCCUGGAGGGAGGGACACACCAAGCCGUGCCUCAGUCUAGAUUAUCAUCUUUACCAAGUGCAAGUUCCGACUGGCAUCAGCAGCAUCCCCUGUGCAGCACUGUCUCUCUCUCUCUUUCUCUCUAUGCCUCUUUCUGUCUCUCCCUCCUUCCUGGAUCCCUUCUCUUUCAGUUGCUUGGCUAAUACACUUGAAUCAAGCCACCAAUCCUCAGCUAGUCCAGGAUGGCCAGUCCUGAAGAGAGGGACUGGACCAGAAGAUUCCAGAGGGGGCUCUCUUUCCCAGCUGACCCCACGCAUCAGCAACAGGGCCCACAGAUGGAUGAGGAGCCAUGGAUAGAGGACGUUUCUAUGCUGCUACUUCACCUUCCACUUCCUGAGAGCCCCACAUCGGUCCGAACCUUGGCCUGGAGAAGAGACAGUGAGCUCAGUAUUAUCUUCGCUGGGAAGACAUCAACUGGCUCUACUUUCCCACAUUUCCAUCCCCAGGGGGUCAGUCAGUGGUAUGAUCCCUUUGCAACUGUGAGAAGAAAGGCCACACCUCCUGCAGAUGACCAGAGUUGGGGGCAGGGACUGAGGAGUUGGGGGGUGCUCUGUGAGCUGUCCCUCACUUGUUGGGUUGGCAUCCAGAGGCCUCCUUGUCCCUUCUAGUCUUCUUGGAGUUCUUCCAAAUGCCCAUAGGGACCUGCCUGCCAGCCUCCUCCCCUGCCUGUGGAAAGCCAGACAAGAGAAAGAACAGCAGUUACAUUCCACCAUGCGGAUACUCCUCACCUACUCUGGCUUAUAGUGGCAGAAAUGUAACAUGGAGGGCGAGAAGAGGAGAGUUCAUCUACCCUGGAAGCAGAAUUUGUUUUUCAUUCACCCCCGAAUGCAAGUGAAUCCCAACCAUAGUCACCGGCGUACCAUUGCCAGGUCCUCAUCUAGAGAAGGCACCUCCAUCCCCCUUGGUCAUCACUCAUUGAGGGUCAACAUAGAAUGCAGAAUGCAUCCAGGAGAUUCUACCUCCAGCCAUCUCCAUGGCUCCAUCUCCACCACGCUUCCUGACAACUCUCUAGGUGACAACCUAGACUCUGUCACCCUGCAGAAUCCGCUGCCAUUGCUUUAUGGGUAACUUUGUCACUGGACUGUCCAGACCUCCUGGGGUAUUAUUUCAUCAGCAUCUCAAUUGUCUCUUCAGUCACUUGCCUCCCUCAUCUCUUAGCCGCCAUCACUGAAGGAAAUGCACCCACGCACAGCCUCAUGGAGACCAAUCAAAAUGCCAGCCAAACUCAGCCCCUGGCUUGCCAGGUCUGGGAGGACCAAAAAGUCAAGCUGAAGGUCAUGGCCAGAAAUGGGAGGAGGAACAUACAACUGACCUCAGCCCUGACAUCUGUCUGUCCAUCUGUCCCUCCAUCUAUGGAUACAUCAUUUUAGCCAGCCAGGUAGAUAUGCAUCCUAGGUGAGCAUGGACUACGGUGAGAGAUGCUCUGAUGAGAGUUAUGGAAACCUGGAGUCAUGAAGGGACCUUGGAGGCCACCUGGUCCAGUCUCCCACCACCAGCGAGAAUCUCUCCUGGCAGCCCUGGUGUCCAGUGGUGCGAAUCUUCCCUUCACAUCUGCAGCGUCAGACAUCAUUCCUUGUCAUCCACCCAAAGGAGCCCCACGUGGAAAGGGGAAGGAACCACAUCAUUUCCAACAGCAUCUAUGGAGCAUCUUGUGCUUUUAAGAAGGCUCACCCCUUUGGAUAUGAAUAUGUGUGCAUGUGUGUGAGCUCACGCGUGUGCACGUAUAUGUGUGUGUACGUGUGUGCACCCCAGCAGGCAGAGAGCUCAGGAUUUCUUGUCCUGUGUAGGGGGAUCUUGAAAUGUUUCUUUCCUUCUCUACCCUUGCUCAUCAGUUCAUCCUGCAGCUCCAGGACAUUUCAGCACUUGCUUUCUAUGCUGCGUGCUGGUGAGUGCAACGAGAGGUCACCUGUCCAUAGGAAAUCAGGGUGGUCACAGGCUGAGAGAGGCCUGGACGUGACUGGGGCCAGCCAGUGGUGACCCAGAGCAGGGCAUCACGUGGCAUCAGGGAGGACACAUGUGGACAAAACACAAGAAACCUAACAGACGGAAGAGGAGAAUGGGGAAAGAUGCAUGUCAAGGGGGGGAAAUAACCAAAGGUUUUGGCAAAUGAAGUGCCAGGUGAAGAAGCAUGGGAUUAUGGAAUUUCUACCCUAAUCAUUUGAUUUUUCUCCCAAGAAGCCAGGCGCCCUGGCAGGCCAGGAGGGAAGCAUGUGGGAGGCGGGCUGAGGAGGCAGCUCGGCCGCUAAAAUAUUUUUGCACAUGUCAAGGAUGGGGGAGGAGAGAGACACAAACAUAUUUAACACAGAUUUGCUGAAUGGAAAUUGUGAGUGUGUGUGUGUGUGUGUGUGCAUAUGAGUGUGUUUUACUUGUUUUUUAAGUUUUGCACAGAUAGAGAAAAAAAUGAACAAGCAGAAAAAGACUGUUACCAUGGUUCUGCUGAAGCCUCUAUUUUUUACUGGGUUAUUAUUAUUGGUAUUGUUCCUUUGUCGGUACAGACUUUUCUUUCCACGUUUUGUUUUAAGAGAAACUUUGAACACCUCAGAGAAACGUAAAUGGCAGGAAGAAGGGGAGAGAAGAAGGGACGGACUUGCUCGCUCUCCUCGUUUCUCCGAGGGAGGAGGCCAGGCAGGUUUUACCUGACUUGGUGGAAGGGUUGUUGCCGGUGCUUUGCCUGCCCGCAGUCCUGGUAGCCUGCGUGGGGCCUUAGGGAUGGAGAGACAGGGCAGAGUCACACAGAGCCACAGCCCAUCUGGCCUGGCCCGGCCUGGCCCGG
Myotis davidii is the source of this 8602-nucleotide messenger RNA. RefSeq names its product plexin A4 (gene PLXNA4). Gene Ontology annotation, cellular component: semaphorin receptor complex. NCBI's taxonomy places the organism in Eukaryota, Metazoa, Chordata, Mammalia, Chiroptera, Vespertilionidae. Gene Ontology annotation, biological process: positive regulation of axonogenesis; regulation of cell shape; negative regulation of cell adhesion. The coding region runs from base 83 to 5770 and encodes 1895 amino acids. Gene Ontology annotation, molecular function: semaphorin receptor activity; protein binding. The transcript has 31 exons. The record is from RefSeq and is a predicted model, not a curated record.